Messenger RNA from Porites evermanni, 8394 nucleotides. Lineage: Eukaryota; Metazoa; Cnidaria; Anthozoa; Scleractinia; Poritidae. The record is from the annotation of a GenBank genome assembly.
AUGGACGCUCCUUUAACACCAGAAUUGAAGGCAGAGCUGAAGAGGAUUGCCGAAGCCAUUGUCGCUCCCGGUAAAGGAAUCCUCGCUGCGGAUGAAAGCACAGGAACCAUGGGAAAGAGACUUGCAGGCAUCGGAGUCGAAAAUAUAGAAGAAAACCGGCGCUUGUACCGACAGCUUCUGUUCACAUCUGGCGCAGAAAUGGCGAAGAAUAUCAGCGGUGUGAUCCUCUUCCAUGAAACUGUUUACCAGAAAGCAGAUGACGGAACUCCGUUUGUGAAAAUUCUCCGCGACCAUGGGAUCAUUCCGGGCAUCAAAGUCGACAAAGGUGUUGUUCCUCUUGCAGGAACAAUUGGAGAGGGAACCACGCAAGGACUUGACGGGCUCGCUGAGAGAUGUGCACAGUACAAAAAAGAUGGUUGUGACUUCGCCAAGUGGCGUUGUGUGUUAAAAAUCUCCGAACACACGCCCUCGCAACUGGCCAUAUUUGAAAACGCGAACGUCCUGGCUCGCUAUGCAACCAUUUGUCAACAAAAUGGCCUUGUACCCAUUGUAGAGCCUGAAAUUUUGUGCGAUGGUGAUCAUUCUCUGGAACGCUGUCAGCAGGUCACGGAAGCCGUGCUUUCUGCUCAGUAUAAGGCUUUGGUAGAUCAUCAUGUCUACCUUGAAGGAACUUUGCUCAAGCCUAACAUGGUCACAGCUGGUAGGUGAAAUGUUUGUUUUCUGUAAGUUGAGAAAUGGUCAUAUUAGUACUAUCAGUAUCCGUAUUCGUUUGUGUCUGGAUAUUGGUCCCGUCAUUGCUUCAUUUCCUACAUGACUUUGCAGUAUUUAGCCCCAAAUUUCUUCUGAGUUAUUUUGUGCAAUUUGUUGCAAACGGCCCCUUGCAAGUUACUUUGUAUAUUUCUGUUAUGGCUUCUUGUACAUUUCUAUUUACUUUUAUAAAAUAACUAAGAUAGUACGCGCGUUCUGAUAGGUUAAAAACUUAUGGAAACUCGUAGAAAAAUUAAAGUUAUAUUAUAAAAGCAAUAGACCACACUUUCUAUGGGUUUACCGGCGUGAUAACCCACUUGGGACGUUGGGAGAACACUCGAAAAGCUUGUAAAUCACGAGCCUUCGGCUCGUGAUUUACAAGCUUUUCUCGUGUUCUCCUAACAUCCCGCGUUGAUGAUAAAAUUUGUUACUUUGCGGUUUUUCUUUUGGAUUCACAAUUUCAGGACUGAAUUUGUUAUUCAUGACUUGUAAAUUAAUGUACAGACGUCAUGUUCAAAACAAACUAAUAACUGGUCAUUUGGAAAUGAUCUAGACCGGACAAUUAGCUAAAAAAAUUAUCAACAAUUGGAAAUUUUUCAGUAAAGUCUUCAUAUGAAUCCUUCAAUGUUACCAGCAUAAUUUGUGAAAUCUUGUCAAAAUGAAUAUCAACGGAAUAACUGUGAUUUAAAUGCCUGAAUUGUUUAGACUAAAAGAUAAUUGGCUCUAUAUUGCAUAAUCAGGGAUUGCAUAAUCUGAUAGUGAAGGUUCCCACAGGGCACCCCCUCAAAGAAUUGAUGCAAGAUUAUAUCUAAAUUCAAUUUGACCCAGUCCUCAGCAUUUGUGGUUUUGAUGCAUAAUAAACUUUACACUGAGACAACAUUUUGAUGAAUAAUCAUACAGCAUUGUACAUUAUUUCAUGAAAUAAUAAGAUAGCAGAAGCUUGUUUCUUGAAAGUCCUGGUAACUUUUCAGGUUCAAGAUCAAAUAUUCAAAUCAAAAUCUAUAAAAAUAUAUAUAUAUAGUUCCUAGCUAUAAAACCAGCUCAUAAUAUUUUUGAUUUUGUUUACUGAGGCCUAGUUCAAACAUCAAACUUUUCAUGUAUCAAACUUUAUUACUUAUUUGGGUCGACUCAAAUGAUGUAAGUUGAAUAGUUGAUUCAGAUGUCGAACUUAAUGAUUUGGACUAAAUUCCUUUUUGCAACGUAAACUGGUCUACAUUGCUAAAAAGUCAAAGUAAAUUAAAGUAUAUUUAUGUAUUUCAGCACAUUUGAAAGCAAGUCACUCCAAAGUCAAUGUUCCCAUGUGGGCUACUCGAAGUUAAUUCAAAGUGCCACCCAAAUUAGAUGUGUCAGACUUAAUUGAUUCAUUGGUUGAUCUUUUCAUGUUCUUAUUUAAUGGGAUUAGGUUAAGUAAACGAAAAGUUUGACAUUUGAAGUAGGCUGUAAUAGAUUUAUCAUGUUAUCUGCCAAACUAUUGAAUCCUCUAUCUUGAAUGUAAAUAACAACAGCUUUCCAGGCCUGUUAGUUAAUCAGAACUUUCAUGAAACAGACCCUUGGACACAGUGGCUUGCCAGUAUGUGUAUGCCAAAUUUUCCUUCUUCUAAAAAAAUUUCUGAUAAAAGCCUUUUGUUACAUCUUGCCUUGAUUUGUUGUACAAAUCAGCAUUAAAAGAUGAAAUACAGAUGGUGAGCGGUCAUUAUCACAACUUCGGUUACAGCUGGUGAACUCCUAGACUUUUAUUUGACUAUUUCACUACAUGUAAGUCUGUGGCAGCACCUUGCACCUUGCAGCUUUUAGUUUGUCUUCAACUUCUCUUAGGGCAUCGCAAAACUUGAACCUUGUCCACUCAGAGGUAUAAUAAUAAUACCUCCCAAUGCUUCUUUUGUUGGCCCCCUCUUCUCCCUCCUUACACUGUUCCUUGUAGAGUUUCUCGGCAAGCCCUGCUGAUCUUGAAACAUGCCCAAACCACUUUAACUUGUUUCUUUACCAUGGUUAAAAUAUCGUUGUAGGGCCCUAUGGUUUGCCUGAUUCUGCCUCUGACUGCAUCAUUAUGGAUGUGGUCUCUGUAUGUGGCAGCACCUUUGUUCUAAUAAGUUGCCAAUCAAUGAUCAAGACUAAGGGACAGAAUUUGUCAAAACAUCAAUAACUGUUGCAAAAAGUUCUUUUCAGGCAGCAAUUGUUCAAAAGCUGGAUAGAGCUGUCCAUCAGAUAAAUGUCUAUAUCUAGUGGUUAAGUAUUAUUGCACUAUCCAUUGGAAGGGGAUUUAUACGGUGGAUAGCGCUAUCCAUCUUUUGAACAACUACGUCAUAAAUAGCCUGCGAGCAGGCUACGAUACCUAUAACUUUGUAGCGAUAAAGAUGGGUUCUACAGUAAACUCCGGCGCCUUGCGGACAGUCCAGGAACAUGCGUCGGGGGGGGGGGGGGGGGGGGGAAAAAUAACUAUAAUGGAGGGUUCAUGUGGGGGCAAACGUGCAACUUUUUCGCCACAACUGGCCUGAAAAAAACAACACCCAUGAUAAAACCUUAGCACCUUUGGACAACACCGUUUGCACACAUUAGACAACUAAUGAGAAAGGUCUUUCUGUUUUUGUUUGUACGCCAGCCUCAGUGAAAAAUCCGAGGCGCUCUUCCGGUGUGUUAUCCCCCCUAUAUUGCCUGGCUAGAAUGGAAAGUUUUAUAGAAUUUUUAGAGCUGGUUGAGGGCGCUGAGAGCUGAAGGGGGGGGGGGGGGGGGGGUGAAGGAGGAAAUUAGAUCUAAUUGUCGGUUCUCUAGGGGGAAAACGUGCUAAGUUUUGGGCCCAAAUGGUCCUUAUCAAAGACUCACCAUAAUUACAGCCUAUUUGCUUUGGAAACCAUCAGUUUGGCCAUCUUGCAUAACUAUGCGAAACUGGUUAGGCCUGCACUUGUGAAAACUUGUGAUCCUCUAUCAUAUUCAACCCUGCCUCGUGCCCAGAUGUCUCUGUGGCAAUUAAGGAAGGCAGGAAGGAGAAGAUGGUUGAGAUGUCUUCACCUCUCGUUUUUCUCCUUCCCACGAUCCCUUGUGCAGGGCCUUACACUUAAUCACCAGUCACUCAAGUGUCACUCACAUUUCAUGCUUGCCUCUAUGCAAAAAACAAAGCACCUGAGGAGGCUGGAAUUAAACCUUUGUAUGGCAAUACUCUUUAUUUUGAUAGCCCCCACUUGUGCUCAAUAAUGUUGUUAUCAUAAACCAUAAAUUCAUCUUCUUUCCUAUUUAGGCCAGAGUUGCCCAACCAAGAACACACCAGAGCAAAAUGCCAUGGCCACUGUCACAGCUUUCCAGAGAACCAUACCUGUUGCAGUGCCUGGUGUUGUGUUUCUGUCUGGAGGACAGUCAGAAGAAGAGGCAUCAGUGAACCUUAAUGCCAUCAACCAAUACCCAGGUGAUUAGUUUGACCGUUUAAAAUACAGUUAAAGCUCCAUUAAGGACGGUGCCCACUAUUGUUACUGCGCACAUUUUCUGCGCAUACCAAGGUAGUCGCGCGCAACGCGACAGAAAUGGGAAACACGCAGGACACGAGGACUGAUUUUGUCUCCUGUAAGUCUGGGAGGUUCGGGUUAUUUCUUGUGGAAAAGAUACGUCGUUUUCAACAGAUGAAAAAUAAUUUCUAUCUACCUUGUCAGUUCUUUGGAAACCGAAGAAGUAUGUGCAUGAUACUAUUUCUACGUAUGAUCUAUCUCACGGAACAUUUUUAUAGUCAAACAAAAGUCAAUUCUAAAACAUCAAAAGUUAUUGUUUCGAGAUGUUACGCUUAGGGUUUGGGUAUUAACAAAUCCCUUAAUAGGCAAGGAUCAGUAAAUCAGAAGGAAAAUAGCUCUAAGGCCUCCGCUUAAUCGAGAAACUGCAAGCUUACCUUUAACUCGCGUCCUUCGCUUUUUAUCGAGUAAUCGGCUAUAAACACUUUCCCGAAUAUUUCUUUAAUUUUGUAAGAUUUUAUGUAAUUAUUCACCAGAAGAUAGACUUACAGUGUUCGAGUACAUACAGAUGUCCCUUUUAUUGAGAGUCCGAGGCUUUUAUUUGUUGAACAAACAAGAAAAAAACUAUCACAAGAUUGUUUGAAUUCAUGAGAUCACAGCUUCACAAAUAGUUGCGGACCGCAAAGGAAACGCUUUCAUCGUGGAAAAAAUGAUAAAAAGUUGUUAUGCUUUUUACUAUUAUCAUUGUUAUUUAAGCAUUUUGGCAUUACUAAGCCUUGAAAUUAUUGACACACUGACAGCUUGUCGUGUAGAUAGUAUUUCUUAAGGUUCAAUUUCACGCCACACGUAAUCUGGACAUUUAGACAUAGCUGCCAUUUCGCUGUUUACAAACUAAAGAUGGAAGGUAAAAUAAACUGAAGUAUUUCCAUUCUAAGACUUUCUUAGGUUUAACAGACACUGUUAAGUCUAAAAUUAACAUUUAUAAACGAAAAAUAGUGAAUGAUCAUAACACAGAAUGCUAGAGUAAAAAAAAUCAAAACGAAAUAUAUAAAAUGAUCAUUAUAGCCCAGUGCAUAUAUGAUCAGGGUACAUAAACGCAUUCGGCACAACUACUUUCACACUAUGCAGCUUUUUUAAAAGAGAGCACAUGUAUGGAACUUUAGUCUAUGCAAAUCAUUUAUGUCAUAUGACAUUUGUCGCAAAGCCCGAAAGAGAUAGCGCAAAGCACAGAUAUAAGCUCAUUGAAUGUGUGCAAGUUUAAUAACAUAUUCGAUCGAGGUACCCGGUAAAAUGAUAAAAGAACGAUAGAAGGUUUACAAUCCAUAUUGCAUCUACAGUCAAAAAAUCUUGAGGAGAUGUACAGGUAAGCAAACGAUUGAAGGAUUACCUGUCUUAGAGUCCCUGUCGACUAUUUUCCACUACAGUAUAGCAGUUUGUUUACAGCACCAGCCGUGGAUCUUGAGCUCGCCAUACUACUCUAUGUGCGCUGCAAGUAAUCUCUAAUACCUUGGAGAUUGCUCUUCUCCAAACAUUUUUGUUAAAUGUUUGAGACGGAGAAGCUCCAGUUGAAUGAAAUAGUAUAAUUUGUUUUCCUUAGAGUCCAUGAAAUGUCCUGCUUCACUUUCUGUUUUUGCUCUCCUCCGUGUGUUGUUGUUUUCUCUGACUGUUAGCCAUUGUGGAUAUCCCAGAGUACUUCGCGUUGAGUGAAGCAAUAGUGAAACUGACCGGGGAGGGGAUGGGGAAAAUUGUAAAUAACCCCCAAAGCGAUUAAGUUAAGGUCGAAACCAACCAAUUUAACUUCUAAAAACGCGUGGUAACCCCUACUUUUUAUCUUACCAAAUGAAAGUAAUAAGCCUACUCAGCAAACGAUCAAUUUUUGGUUCGGGGAAAAUGUCGUUUACACUAUUUUUGAGGCAAACGCGUGGAGAGGGGUAACUGCUGAUAAGUUCCCAGUUGUGCUGAUAUUUCAAAAAAAGACGUUUAAAGAGCAGUUGUUAUGUUAUCAUUUGUUGCCUAUUUUGAAACCUUGUUACAAUUAUCGUUGCAUUUGUGCCAGUUCACGUGUACACUCUGAAAUUUUGGAAAAAAAUAACUUUUUAUCAUUUUUUUAAAAAACGCCUAUUCAGCGUCUUUCUCCAUAUUGAGGCGCAGUUAUCUCUGAAAAAUGCGUGGUUACCCCCAGUUUUCUUUUUGGAUUUUAAUAGCCCCUGAUAUGAUCUACUUGUCUCACAUAGUCAUUAUCUGGGAAAAAAUACUUCCCAUUAGUGGGCACCGUCCUUAAGCAGCCACUCCUUUGGCAGGGAUUAAAACCUCUGGAGAUCUAAAAUCUAGAGACUCUCUCUUUUGCACUACCCCACUCCCCCUGAUUGUCACCAAACCCCCCUUCCCUCACAAAUCGAGCCAGCCCCCAAAGAGGCCAUUUACAUGAUGGCGUCAUUCUGCUACUACGACCAGAAUCCUUUCCGUUUUUCCUUUCAUAUUUAAAUUUUGUAAUCCCGGUGAGGUUUAAAGAACAAAAGCCCUAAUUUGCACAAGAAAGCAAAACCCUGAAGGAUUAUGGUAGUAGUAAAAUGAUCUAAUAGUGCAAAUGGCCUAUUAUGACAAAAGAAUGUAUGACAUCUUAAAUGAAGUACAUACCAUCAAAAUUCGCUUUAAUCAUUGUAAUGUUGAAAUAAUCUUUGUCAGUGAUUAAAGGCGGGCGAAGAUGCCUCAAAAAAAUUAGAGUUUUGACAAUAAAAAUGGGCCAAAUUUCAAACUAAAGCUGGGUUAAUAGAGGUUACAACAACAGGAAGAACUCUUGUCAGGAUGGCUAAAAGGCUGAAUUUUCAUUAAGAAUUCUAGUAGCAGUUGAAAAAUGUGACGUUACAGGGGAAUAUUUUGAAAGAGGCUCCACAUCUGAAUAAAAAAUAGUCAUAGGCUACCUAACGUAAGCUGGAGAAUUCAACAUAGUAGAUGGAGACUUCUACAAUCUCCAAUGCCUUAUGAACACCCUAAAAAGUUAAGAAGUCAAAAGGAAACAGUGCUUUUUGAGGAUAAUAAGAAAAGCCCCUCUUUCGUAUGUUGGGAAAUUCCAACACUGGCUUUCAGAUAUAAGCUAUCCUUGGUUUAUAGUAACAUCUGCAAAGCACCACCAAUAACCCUGUUCUGGGCUCACAGUGGACUUAACGAAUUACCAGAAAUGUAUUUUGAAUUGCCCUUCAACCUGAUUGGCAAAUCGACAAUGGCUUUUUGACAGGCCAGUCAUGGCACAUAAUCAAAUCUUUUUGCCCAGGCUGGUACCCAGAACAAGGAUUAUAGGGCUGUUCCAUAAACAGACUUAACCAGAAGUUAAAAUCUGUCUCUGGGGGAGGCAUAUAAUAAUAAAAACCAGGGUAAGGCAUGAAAUCUGAGAGUGUAUGUUUGUUCUUUAGGCAAGAAGCCAUGGAAGUUGACCUUCUCAUUUGGCCGUGCUCUUCAAGCAAGUGCACUGAAGGCUUGGGGCGGCAAGGCAGAUCAAGUGAAAGCUGGUCAAGCAGAAUUUCUCAAGCGUGCUGCUGCUAAUGGUGCUGCAUCUAAAGGAGAGUACAAGGGAGGAGCCAGCUUGGCUGGCGGGGAAAGUCUGUUUGUUGCCAACCAUCAGUAUUAGAGCAAAACCCAAAAGUGGUUGCUUAAGAGGUGUAUGCAAAAUCGCCAUGAUGUAAAACUGAUGGAACAGUAUGGUGUAGAUUAGAAUAAUAAGUUAAAAUAAGGUCAUUUUGUGAGCCUCUCUAUGGGUAUUUAUGGAUGUCAUUUUCAAUGCUCAGUUUCCGUCAAAUCAUUGGUUUUUUCAAUGAAAUCGUCGCAGGUCAAGCAAACCUCGACAAUAACAGAAACAAUAAAAUUAAAGCAACAGGUUUAAUUAAGUUAUGGAUAAAAAUUUUGAAAGUGCAGCACACUUUUUGGCGGAUUUCUUUGCCAUCAUUGCGUGACUAAACUCAUGCGGCGAUUUUAUUGGAGUUACCCAUAGAGAGUCUCUUUCAUGUUAGCCAUAAACACUAGUGGAUCACUGAUUUGGUCUAACCUGGAUACUGUCUCGUUAUGGUGCUGUAAGAAAGUGCUUUGUAUUUCAUCGAUCAGAAAGGAAAUUACGUGCUAAGGAAAUUUGAUGUGAAAUAAACGAGUGAGAUCUCUUAUUGAGGUGGUGAUAAAUUUCUUGUGUUUACAACAAAGCCAUUGUAUUUCCCAGGAGAUGUGACAA